AUGAAGGUGAAUAUUGCAAUUCAUGUUAAUGAAGGUCAGGUGUUUUUCGUUCCAUCUGAAUAUCUUCAUUAUAUUGAACAUUUAAAGAAAGUAUCAACUACUGCAGUAAUUAUUGGUUUCUCUCAUGAAUUAUCCGAAGCUUUUGAUUUUCCAGGUGCAUUUAGUGCUUUACCUGCCGGUGCAUGGAAAGAUGUUAUCAAACAAGGUGAAGAAACAGUAAUUGGCCAAAUGAAAAAUAUAACAAGUAUUGGUCAUGAUAACAUGUAUCUUUACCCGAAUAAAUAUAAGCUCGAUUUGGAAAAGGUACCACCUACAUUAAUUCUUCCUGAAGGAUCAGUUAAAAUAGCAUCAAAAACAAGUUGGUCAAUUCUCGAAAAUAUGUCAAUAUCUUUUCUCUGUAUUUCAAGAACCAGUAUGCGUGAGCCACAUUGGCAUCCUGAAACAGCUGAAAUGGGUUAUGUUAUAGAUGGUUAUGCACGUUUAACUAUUUUGGCACCUAAUAGUAGUUAUCGAUUAAAUACAUUUGAAUUAAAAAAUGAUGAUGUUUAUUUUGUACCUCGUGCUUAUCCACAUUAA
Adineta steineri is the source of this 576-nucleotide messenger RNA. The record is from the annotation of a GenBank genome assembly. Lineage: Eukaryota; Metazoa; Rotifera; Eurotatoria; Adinetida; Adinetidae.